AUUAAUCGAAUCGACUGAUGUUACGCCAUGGUCGAGAAUCGAUUCGCGCCACCGUCGAGUAUCGUCGCACACUCACGUCCAUCCGUCCAUCCUUCUACGACUCGCUUCGCGUCAAAGUCGAGUGUGUGUUGAUAUUUUUAUUUUGAUCACGAUUAGCUGUGCAAAUUUAACGCAACACGGGCGGAAUAAUCGCGAUUCGUUCGCAAGGAGAAACGAGAUCCGUUAGGAGUAAGCGACGUGGUGUUAUGGUUUGAUUGCCUCCGCGUUUGUUUUCCGUCAAACGAUGGAUAUUCCUACUCCAACUAGCCUCAAUCACAGCGGGCUCACGCACGGUACGGAUGGAUUCUUGAACAUUCCCAUCGGAUCGUCCGCUUUGGACGCUCUGUCGACGAAACGGAGAAGCUCUUCGCGCACGAUAAAACGCAAGAAGUUCGACGAUGAGGUGGUGGAGACGACGUUUAACCUGCAACCGCCCACCACAAGCGCCAAGUCAACGUCGAAAUCACGAACAAUCUCUGUAACCACCAGUCCUAUGGAUGUCUUACCAACACAGACGGUACCUACUCCAAUACCAAUUCCGACCACCCUAGUGCAGUCAGACAGAUGUAAUCGCAGACCCAGUCGGCCGAGCGGUUCAAAUCUCGGACGGAAGAAUAAAAAGAGUAAAAAUCAUUCCCAUUCCAUCAACGCUACCAAAGACUUAGGACGAUGGAAACCUGCUGACGACUUGGCGUUGAUUACUGGCGUACAACAAACAAAUGAUUUGAGGAUGGUUCAUCGAGGUACAAAAUUUUCCUGCCGCUUCACGCUACAGGAAAUACAACAAAGAUGGUACGCAUUGUUGUAUGAUAGUGCUGUCUCACGCGUAGCUGUUCAAGCCAUGCGUAAUUUACAUCCCGAACUAAUAGCCAGUGUUCAAGCAAGAACAUUAUAUAGCAAGGCUGAAGAGGAUCUGUUGGGGACUAUUAAAUCAACAUCCCAACCAACAUUGGAAGUAUUUCAAGAAUUGCUCGAAGCAAAUGCACAUACAUUUUAUCCAGCUAGGACUGCAAAAGCGUUACACAGUCAUUGGCAGUUGAUGAAACAGUAUCACCUACUACCAGAUCAGACAGUGCAGAGUUUACCACGUGGUGAACAUGUGUUGAGUUUUUCGGACGCCGAGGAUAUGAUCAACGAUGCCGAAUUAAUGGAACCGAAAGACGAAUUGAUAGACGCUGAAUUGGCAACGGCAGACAGAAAGAAUAAGAGAGAAAUUAAAGUAUUGGAAAAUGAGCUUGGCAGAUGGCAGGUGCUUGUCGACAGUGUAGUAGGCGUCAAUCCUCCAGAAUUUGAUAAUCAAACUUUAGCAAUUCUAAGAGGAAGACUCGUCCGAUACCUCAUGAGGUCUAGAGAGAUAAGUGUGGGACGUUCUACGAAAGAUCAUACUGUCGACGUGGAUCUUAGCUUGGAAGGACCAGCAUGGAAAGUUUCGCGUCGGCAAGGUACUAUCCGUUUAAGGAACAAUGGAGACUUUUUUCUGUCAUCCGAAGGAAAGCGGCCAAUUUUUGUAGACAGCAGACCAAUUUUGGCUGGCAACAAGAUGAAAUUAAACAAUAAUAGUGUAAUUGAGAUUGCAGGAUUGAGAUUUAUAUUUUUAAUAAACCAAGAACUCAUCUCUGUGAUACGACAAGAAGCUGUCAAGUUAAAUUUAACCCCUUGAAGGUUGUAAAAAGAAAUGUGAGACAAUAAUCGAGUGUCAUAGUUAAUAAUAAUCAGUAAAAUGCUUUUCUUACACAUAAUCUAUUUUUUAUUUGAAAAUAGAAAAUAUGUAUUUUGCGAUGUAUAAAGGUUUAUUCACAUAUUAAUAACUAUUAUAAUUAACUUAUAUAUUUCUUAAUUUUUAAAGGAAUUUUUUAGUAAGAAAAACUAAUUAUUUUUAAAGCUCAUCAAUCAAAUUCUACAACAUUGUUUAUUUCAUUUUAAGGAUAUAGUAAUUUAAGCAUACCCAUGUAUAUUCUUUCUGUAUGAUAGAUUUCGCUAUUUUUGUGCAAAUAAUGAUCUGAAGCUAGCUAAUAAAUUAGGUUACAAAUAUCUUUGUCCGAUUGUAAGUUUACAAACGAGCAAUAAUAAUGCGUUAAGUUACUGUACAUAAACUUUUAAUAUAAUUUGUAAAUUAUUACAUAUAGCGUCUGUAUUCCUAUAAUAAACAAUUGUGAAAAAUUA
Molecule: messenger RNA, 2202 nt
Organism: Monomorium pharaonis (pharaoh ant)
Lineage: Eukaryota; Metazoa; Arthropoda; Insecta; Hymenoptera; Formicidae
Gene: Rcd5
Product: microspherule protein 1
Exons: 6
Coding region: 284-1699 (471 amino acids)
Biological process (GO): positive regulation of transcription by RNA polymerase II
Cellular component (GO): NSL complex; MLL1 complex; Ino80 complex
Molecular function (GO): protein binding; G-quadruplex RNA binding
Source: RefSeq, a predicted model, not a curated record